AUGGACGGCAGCAUCCUGGACGGCCUCCCGACUGACGCCUUCGUGGAGAUCCUGCUUCGCCUCCCGCCGAGCGCCCGGCGGCGUUCCCGCCUCGUCUGCCGGCGGUGGCGCGACGUCGUCGACGCGCGCACGCCGGAGGGCCAGAGCCGCCGCGCCAAGGCACUGGUCUUCUUCUUGAAUCGUGGCAGCCACUCGCCGGAGCCGAGGUGCUCCGCCCACGUCUUCGACGACCUGUCGCCGCCGUCGUCGAGCGGCGGCGGCCGGGAGAUCUGGAACAGCGGCACGGGGACGGCGGCGGAGCUCGCCAUGGUCGGCUGCUGCAACGGCGUGAUCGCCCUGUGGGAGGAGGGCACCGGCCGCCUCACCCUCGUCAACCCGUCCACCGGCGAGACGCUCGCCGUCCCGCCGCCUCCGCGGCUGCCUCCGAAACGCCGGCAUCGCCGCGCCCCGCUGGUCGUCAGCUGUCUCAGCUUCGGCUACCACCCGAUCACGGGCAGGUACAAGAUCGUGCACCUCCCCGCAGACGACGCCAUGGCCGCCGCCUCUUCCAGCAGCUGGUGCAGCCCGUUCGACGUGGUGGAGGUCCUCGACGGCGCCGCGUACUGGGUCGCCGCGGACAACGCCGUCAUGUCGUUCGACCUCGAGCACGAGCGCGUCGCGGCCGUCGAGGCGCCUCUCCCGGCGAUGCCGCUCGGGACAUGGCUGGGCGCCCUGGCUGUCGUCGGCGGAAGGCUGGGAGUCGCCGUGAUGGGAUGCGCUGACAGCUACCCGACGACAACCAUUGUUGAGGUGUGGGUGCUCGAAGGUGGAAGAUCAGGAGACGAGGAGGAGCAGCGAACAUGGUCACGGCGAUAG
Messenger RNA from Oryza sativa Japonica Group (Japanese rice), 855 nucleotides. The record is from RefSeq and is a predicted model, not a curated record. NCBI's taxonomy places the organism in Eukaryota, Viridiplantae, Streptophyta, Magnoliopsida, Poales, Poaceae.